Molecule: messenger RNA, 2389 nt
Organism: Hemibagrus wyckioides
Lineage: Eukaryota; Metazoa; Chordata; Actinopteri; Siluriformes; Bagridae
Product: BOLA class I histocompatibility antigen, alpha chain BL3-7-like
Exons: 7
Coding region: 1-1368 (455 amino acids)
Biological process (GO): immune response
Cellular component (GO): external side of plasma membrane
Source: RefSeq, a predicted model, not a curated record
AUGACUAAAGGGUCAUGCCAAAGGGUAGACGUACAUCGUGCACCGUUAACACGCAAAUUCUCAGAUUUGAGUUCCAUGGAGGAGGAUGUGAACACGCAUGUGAACCUCAUUGUUGAAUCUCUUCCCGUCUCUGAUCAGAAACUCAAGCAAAUAGCUGAAGAGACAGCAAAAGAUCCAGUUCUCCAAGCUGAUGUUGACAAUCUGAACAAUGACUGGGUGAAAAGUUUUUGUGUUCAUUUCUACAAUGUUAAAUCGGAGCUCAGUAUGGCAGAUGGAAAUGGACCUCACUCCUGUCCUAAUGAAAGUUCUGCUCUUCUUCUUCGUUAUUUUUCCUCAGCAGUCACACACUCUCUGCAGUAUCUCUACACUGGAGUCACAGGAAUAAAUUUCCCAGAGUUAAGUGUUAUCGGUCUGGUGGAUGGAGAGCACUUCAUGUACUAUGACAGCGACACCAGGAAGGUGAUCGUGAAGACAGAGUGGAAAGAGAAGUUUGAUGAUGAUCAUUGGAACAGAAUGACAUAUUUUUAUCAAGGUCAACAGGAUUGGUUCAAAGAAAAUAUGGCUAAAGCAAUGCAGAGCUUCAAUCAGACUAAAGGAGUUCACAUGAUGCAGUUCAUGUACGGCUGUGAGCUCCAUGAUGACGGCACCACUAGAGGAUACAGUCAGUACGGUUAUGAUGGAGAAGAUUUUGUCAGUCUUGACCUGAAAACGUUCUCCUGGACUGCAGCUAAACAACACACCAUGAUUAAAGAAAACAAGUGGGAUUCUAAAGGACAUCAAGCUCAACGCUGUAAGGACUUCCUGAAGUACGGCUGUAUCGAAAGAUUACAGAAGUUUGUGAAUUACGGCAGAGACAUUCUGGAGAGGAAAGAUCCUCCUACAGCAUCAGUGAUCCAGAAACACUCGCCUUCUCCAGAGGUGGUGUGUCACGCUACAGGUUUCUUCCCCAAAGCAGUGAAUAUCACCUGGAGGAAGGACGGAGAGGACGUGAACGAGGACGUGGAGCUCAGAGAGACGUUACCCAACCAGGAUGGAAGCUUCCAGAAGAGAAGCAUUCUGAAAGUCCCAGCUGAGGAUCUGCAGAAACACACCUACACCUGCGUGAUUCAGCACAGCAGCUUGAAGGAGGAGUUAGUGCUGAAUGUGAGGAACGAGUGUCGAAUCCUAACAGGUGGAGGAUCAGAUGAAGCACAAAUUGUUAUCAUCGUUGGUGUUGUCAUGACUCUUGUAGCUCUCAUUGCUGGAAUUAUCAUCUGGAAGAAGAAGAACUCUGCCCUAUUGCUGCUCUUCCCGUUAUCAUUUACCUCCGUGCACGGCGUCUUCUUCUCCCCUCAGCUCCGAUUUCCGGAUCACCACUCCUACAGCUGAGUAUCCUCCUCUCUCCUCUCUCUACCUGCAUUCCGCCUCAAUAAUCACACCCCUUCCGGGGUUUUGAUGCUCCAUUGUCUGUUCGCUUCUGGUGUUUUUAUGACAGGUGUUUUUUUGUCUCUGCCUUUUUUUGAUUACACUCCUGACCACAUUUCGGAUUUGUGUUUUUCUGUACCUAGUCUGACUGCUUUAAUAAACCUCAUGUGUAUAGAUCCUUAUAUGCUUAUUAUCCUUAUCUCCACAGUUCCAAUAUUAAUGACCUACUCCUACACACACUUGUCAUAUUGAAGUUUUCUCCAUCCAAAUCCUAAUUCUUUGGGUGUUUUACCUUCAGCAAGUGAAAUGCAGUUUAAAUGAAUUCUUGGUCACUGCAGAUUCCACUUCUUUACCUUAUAAAAGUCUUGGAUUGCUUUCACAGUGUCCCUCAGGUCAUUGUCCAUCUGCACUGUGAAGCACCUACCAAUGGGUUUUGAAGCAUUUGACUGAAUCUGAGCAGACAAUAUAGCUCCUCACAUUCAAAGUGACAUACAGACAAGUUGGUCAAUAUUAAUUAAUUAUGGCCUGAUUUGACCACUAGGGGGCUCUUUUCUUUACAGCACACAUUGCACUGAUCUCAAGCUGAAGAGGAAACAACCUGCUAAUCAACUAUACUGCCUGCUAAAGUUUAUGGGUCAAUAAUUCAUACAAAUUCUUACUUAACAAAUGAUAAAUAUGAGAAAACACUGUAAUUUUAAUCCACGUACUAAAGAAUCAUGUUUUACGUUUUUGAAGUUUGUCCCAAAAUAAAUGUGUUGGCCAACUGUUAGCAGUUCUGAAUUAGGAAAAUGUCCUAUCUUAAAAUCUUUCAUUUAUAGUUAUCAUUUAUAUUAAGCUAUGUCUAUAAAAUAUUUGGUGAAAUAUUUAAAAGAACAAUUUAUAAAGUAAGAGUAGGUUAGCGGGUACACUGGGUAGCAGGAGCCAAUGUGAAAUGUGAGAGAAUGGAUGGAGAGACCACUUAGAGAAAUAAAGGAAAAAGGAGAGG